UCAAAGGAGUGCAUUGGGGUGGGUGUUAGAGAAACUUGGGUGCCCAAAUCCUGUCCUCCCUGGUUCGUAUUUGACAGCAUGAGAGAGAAAAUCACUCCCCAAAAAAAAAAAGUUGGCAAGUACGGUGUUUUGUAGCUUUGCAUGCAGAAAACGAUAGAUGGGGCAGGGCACAAUAAUGAGAUGCGGUUGAAUAAAAGAGAGAGAGAAAAUUGCUUUUUACUAUUUUGUCUACUACUGUGAUGCGAAUGUUGGAAGCAUGGAAGCAAAAGCAAAGGCCGAGAAUGGCGGCAACCCAUCCCCUUAUAAUCUCAAAUAUCUAUAAAACCCCAUAUCCAUCACGCGCUCUACACUCCACCACACUCAACGAUACGUAUCACCUAGUCAUUUAAAGAGAAGAGAUUUGCUUGGUGGUCUCCUUUGAAGAGAAAAAAAAAAAAAGGAUAGUCUUUGGCUUUAAGUUUUUUCUUUUUUGUUUUGGGUUCCACUCACUGUCUGCAUAUUCAAAAGGGAUGGAAAAAGGAUUUUCCUAAAUGGGGAAAGUGGUUUCAAUAUGGGUAUUGGCUGGAGUUUAGCGUUUCAGACAAGGUAGCUAAAGAAAGUAGUAGCAUUGAAGCUUUUGAUUUUGGGUUUGUGAAGCUUUUCAAAGUAGUGGUGUUAUUGUUAUUUAGUACCUAAGAAGAUGAUGAUGGCCAACUAUGAUAAUCAUCAUCAUCACCGUUCAUUUCCAUCAUAUGUAGUUGGUUAUGAUGAUGUUGAUGCUGAUGAUGGUCCCACGGGUAAUAACAACAACAACAGGCCUAAGACCAGUAAUAUAUACGAUGUUUUGGCUAGCAGUGAUUGUAGUUCUGGUUUUGCUGCUACUGUUGCUAGUGGCGGUGCAGUUGGUGUAAGGAUAUUACAGCAGCCUUUUGACAUUUCCCCCACUUCAACCUCCACUGCUCACACCGCCUUCAAAUCCCCAGGAGGGAUGGCGGCUUCUUUGGAGUUUCCUUUCACGUUUUCACAGUAUAAGGAGCUUCAGAGACAAGUUAUGAUAUUCAAGUACAUGAAAGCUUCCAUUGCUGUGCCUCUUGAUCUUCUCAUACCCACUAUCAGGAGCCCUCUGUUUCAGUUGCUUCCCAUUCUGCCAGUAAUCUCUUCAUAA
Gossypium arboreum is the source of this 1144-nucleotide messenger RNA. RefSeq names its product growth-regulating factor 6-like. Gene Ontology annotation, biological process: regulation of DNA-templated transcription. Gene Ontology annotation, molecular function: ATP binding. Bases 680 to 1144 code for a protein of 154 amino acids. Lineage: Eukaryota; Viridiplantae; Streptophyta; Magnoliopsida; Malvales; Malvaceae. The transcript has 2 exons. Gene Ontology annotation, cellular component: nucleus. The record is from RefSeq and is a predicted model, not a curated record.